Messenger RNA from Jatropha curcas, 832 nucleotides. RefSeq names its product agamous-like MADS-box protein AGL61. Gene Ontology annotation, biological process: positive regulation of transcription by RNA polymerase II. The record is from RefSeq and is a predicted model, not a curated record. Lineage: Eukaryota; Viridiplantae; Streptophyta; Magnoliopsida; Malpighiales; Euphorbiaceae. Gene Ontology annotation, molecular function: protein dimerization activity; DNA-binding transcription factor activity, RNA polymerase II-specific; RNA polymerase II cis-regulatory region sequence-specific DNA binding.
UCCUCUUCUUGCAUAAUCCUUGAACCGCCAUGUGGACAUAACAACAAACCGACAGCAACAAGCCAUGGACAUAACAACUAACCAGCAGCGCAAGACAAGCAAAGGCCGACAAAAGAUUGAGAUCAUGAAAGUGGAGAAAAUAAACAGUCGUUAUGUUACGUUUUCGAAACGAAAAAACGGUAUUUUUAGAAAAGCCACCGAACUUUCAACCUUAUGCGGUGCUGAUGUCGCUGUGAUUCUCUUCUCCGAACAUGGGAAAGUGUUUUCUUUCGGCAAUCCAGAUGUAGACGAGGUUCUUGAUCGAUAUAUUGCUGAAAUAGAGGAGAUAGACAAUAACUGUAACUUAUUGGAAAGCAGCAGCAGCAGUUCUGCGACGGAAACUGAGCAAGAGCAAGAGUACAAGAAAUCUCUUAACCGGUUGGCGGAGAUGAAAAAAGCUGUGGAUGUUAUAAGAAACGAAACUGACAGGAAGAAUAAUGGUGAAUUUUGGUGGAAUCUACCCAUUCAUAAUAAGGAAAAAGAAGAGCUUGAAGGUUAUAAGGAGUCAUUAGAAGAGUUGAAGAAGAAUGUGCUGACAAAGAUCGACGAAAUGGCUUCUCAUAAUGCUUCAGGUGAGACAAGAAUUAUUAACCAGUUCAUUGAGGGUCAGAAUGAUGGCUUGGAGGCUGGUUUCAACUUUGAAUAUUAGUAGUGAGUUGAGUUCUUUACCAGCUUUAUAUCAUAAAUAAUAUAGAUAGUUCGUCAUCAUCGAAGUUACAAGAAAUAUGUCUCAUUAUCCAUCAACUGUUAUUGAGUAUUCGUUUUCAUUAAUUAAUUUUAUUUUUAAUUAGUA